AGGGUCCCCACCGCAGCGUGCUCCCUGAAAUAAUUGUUGUCAUCAACAUCACCUCCACUCCUGCAGUGCUGGUCCCCACCAUCGCCCGUAUACCCCGACAACAACCCCAUCUGCCUUCGCUUUCUUACCAUUCGUCCCACCGCAGCGUGCUCCCGGAAAUAACCGUUGUCAUCAACAUCAUCUCGGCUCCUGCAGUGCUGGUCCCCACCAUCGCCCCUAAACCCCGACACCAACCCCAGCUGCCUUCUCUUUCUUACCUUCGGUAAACUUUUGCGUAGCCGCGGAGGGAAGUCGUUAUCACAACUUAGCCGAAAUCAUGAGUGACUCACGACGAGGUAGCCGGCCGUACUCUGGAAUCAAUUCCAGGGGAAACGAAUAUACCCAUUGGGGACCGUCGGACUUGGACAAUGGUGGGGAGUUUGAGUACAGGAACCAAGAUCGGAGCUUCUACUGCCAGAACAAGGAUGGCUCCACCUACUUCGAAAACGGCAAGGGCUAUGCCAAGUACACACCCGCAUCUGAAAAUCCGAGGAAUUUCAGACAAGCAUCUACUAGAGACUGACCAGCAUGGAGAGAAAGAACUGCCAUUUCGUUCAAAAAUGACUUCUUUUUUCUUUUUGCACGAAAUUAAAUGUCCCAAUCUUCCUAGUUUUUGUGUACUUUUUGAACCCAUACUACUACGUGCCCAGAAGGAAUGUCAUUAAACAAACAACAGUCACAUUACUUUAUGUCUUAUUAGGUCAUAAAAUAUACAGAAAAUAAUGCUAAAUAGUAAAUAGUAUAAUAGGCCCAAAUAGGGUGCUAUCCAUGGUUGCAGUAGGGUAAAUAUAAUAAUCACUCUAAAGAGUCUAAAGCAUGAUUAGGGUGCUAAUACCACCUCCCACUAGUAGGCAGGGGCAUAUUUUUUCAACCAAAAAAAAAAAAAAAAGGUUACGUAGUACGUACUAGUUUCUGCAGAUUGUAUGAACUGAUGACAAUGGAAUGCUGUUCGGCAUUCCUUCUGGGUCGAGGUCCCACUAGUAAAGAGGAUAGGAUCAGGGUCCUGAAUCUGGAUGUGUUUUAUGCAGAAAAGCAGAAAAGCAGUUCAAUCUCGAUGUCCUGCACCUCUCCACAAACACGUCCAGAUCCAGGCAUUUGAUCCGAUCCUCUUUGCUAGUGGGACCAUGCCCCUGGGUGCAUAGUAGUAUCAUAUACUAAUAUGGGUUCAAAAAAUACACAGAAAACGGGGGAAAUUGGGACAUUUAAUUUCGUGCAACUAAAAAAGAAGAGCCAUUUUAACUGCCUUUUAGUUAAAAUUGAAAUAUUUUGCUGGUGUGACCAAAUUGAGUUUUUUGUUUUUCAGCGAUUUGGGCCAGAUUUUGAAGUUUCCGCAAACGAUGGUAUGUAUGUACAUGGACGCCGUACGAGGUACGGCGUCCUACCUUCAUCUUACAUGCUCUACCUUCAUCUUACAUGCUCUUUUGGAUGUAUCUGGUCGUUUAUACGACCAGAUUAGCAUAUGCUCAUUGGAGGAUGAUUACACCACAACACCCUUCCAUUGUCAUAUGCUGUGGUCAGUUCACUCAUCGGAGGAUGAUAAAAUCGCAACACCCUU
Molecule: messenger RNA, 1594 nt
Organism: Chara braunii
Lineage: Eukaryota; Viridiplantae; Streptophyta; Charophyceae; Charales; Characeae
Source: the annotation of a GenBank genome assembly